Molecule: messenger RNA, 5224 nt
Organism: Monopterus albus (swamp eel)
Lineage: Eukaryota; Metazoa; Chordata; Actinopteri; Synbranchiformes; Synbranchidae
Gene: numbl
Product: NUMB like endocytic adaptor protein
Exons: 10
Coding region: 569-2797 (742 amino acids)
Biological process (GO): positive regulation of neurogenesis
Cellular component (GO): cytoplasm
Source: RefSeq, a predicted model, not a curated record
UCACAGUAGGUGGAGCACCGCAUGGUGGCGCAGUAGAGCGCCAGAAAGUGAACCUUUAGCAGUUUUUUCUUUCUGGAAAACCAUCAAUGAGAAGAGUAGAUUUGCAUGUCCGACCAUCUGUACCAAUAGGCUCACUGGGAAGGCUGGGUUAGCGGGUGGAGCCGGGGGAAGCAGCCCAGUAAGUGCAUAGUCAACAACUAAAGCAUCCGAUAUUACUACAGACAGACCAAUUUCAACGGAAUCCCACUUGAAACGCCGUGUCGGUCGUUUUUCUCCUUUGGUAUAAUUGUAUGAGUAAGACUGAGUCACUGUGUUGAACCUUUUUAUUUUGGUUGUGUGCUUCGACCAGGUUCCACAUCGCGUCCAUACAUCGCUUCCACUUAAAGGCGAUUUCGUGAAAUUACUAAUCAAAGAAUAUUUUUCUGCAUAAACAUAGCCCAUUUUGCUCGGGGUCCUGGAUUUACACAGAGGAGGAGCGGGGAGCUGAUCAUCCGUCGUUCUCUUGGGAAACUCCCACACAACAUGGCUCAGACACAGACUCUGCAACAGGGAGCACGUGACCCCAGAGAUGAACAAGCUUCGUCAGAGCCUGAGGAGGAAGAAGCCCACUUAUGUGCCAGAGGCCAGCAGACCGCAUCAGUGGCAGGCGGACGAGGAGGCUGUACGCAAGGGCAAAUGUAACUUCCCUGUUCGGUACCUGGGGUUGGUCGAGGUGGAGGAGUCCAGGGGGAUGCAUGUAUGCGAGGAGGCAGUGAAGAAGCUGAAAGUUAGUGGGAAAAAGACAGUGAAGGCAGUAUUGUGGGUUUCAGCUGAUGGACUCAGGGUGGUGGAUGACAAAACUAAGGACCUCAUCGUAGACCAGACCAUAGAGAAGGUUUCAUUUUGUGCUCCUGAUCGUAACUAUGACAAGGCCUUCUCCUACAUCUGCCGAGAUGGGACCACUAGACGAUGGAUGUGUCACUGCUUCAUGGCUCUCAAAGACUCAGGAGAGAGACUGAGCCAUGCAGUUGGCUGUGCCUUUGCUGCCUGUCUGGAGAGGAAGCAGCGCAGGGAGAAGGAGUGCGGCGUGACGGCAUCCUUUGAUGCCAGUCGCACCUCAUUUGUUCGUGAGGGCUCCUUCCGGGCAAACUCUUCCUGCAGCCAGCAGGGCGGCAGCAUCGAAAGGGAUGACAAACUGCAGGACAAGAAGAAAGACCAACCUUCUGCCAUUCCAACCCUCUCACCUGGCACUGCUUCCCCACCCGAGGGCGCAGCCUCCCCCAUGGAGCGUCCAGAACCAGGUGGGCCUCACGCCAUCCCUCGCCGCCACGCGCCCAUUGAGCAGCUGGUGCGUCAAGGCUCAUUCCGGGGAUUCCCAGCCCUUAGCCAGAAGAACUCUCCAUUCAAGAGGCAGCUGUCGCUCCGCCUCAACGACUUGCCAUCCACGUUGCAACGCAAGACUGACUUCCAGGACAAGAACCCUGAUAUGGAUAUAGGGUUGCCAGAUGAGGGAGACAGUAGUAUUAAUGCACUGUGUAGCCAGAUCAACACCUCCUUUACCAAACCGUCAGAUGAGUUCUUCUCCAACCCUUCAAUGUCUGCAAAUGGCCCUCCAACCUGCACUGUGCCCACUGUCCUGCCUCCACCACCUACACCAAUGCAGGCCACUUCUUCCUGGGUGCAGCCAGAAGCUCCACUCCACUCUCCUCCCCCAGUUUCUGUGGCGCUGCAGAUGCAGAGUGGACACAAGCGCACACCCUCUGAGGCCGAGAGGUGGCUGGAGGAGGUCUCCAAGGCUGUCAAGGCCCAACAGUCCCCUCCCCCAGGUCCCACCAUCCCCACCAUCCCUGGACCACCCUCCAUGUCGGGUCAUCAGAUGUGCAGUCAGGCAGCCAUAUCAGCUGCCCAGGUGUCCACUGUCUCCAUGUCUCUUGGCACCAUGGCCAAACCCCUCAUCUCGGGACCUUCUGCUCUCUCAGGUCAGGCUCCAAUGCCCCUUCCACCCAUGCCAAUGUCAUCAGUUCCUCUAAUACCAGGCCCUCCAGUGUCAGGCCCCCCGAUGUCUCUACCUUCCAUGUCUAUCCCAACGAUGUCCGGUCCAAGCAUGUCUGGGGCCCCCAUGAUUCAUCCAUCUCUUCCUGGGCCCCCAGGCUCCCUUCCAAGCUCCGUGCAGCCCUUCCCCUUGGCCUUCGAUACCACUCCAGCCCCUGCUGGAAUGUUUGCCAGCCAGCCUGUCCAACCUGCUUUUGUGCCCAUGCAGACCUAUAUGCCAGGUUUGGCCAGCAGUAUGACAUACCCCAAUGCCAGCGUGCCUGUGGUGGGCAUCACACCAUCACAAAUGGUGGCCAAUGUCUUCUGCACUGCCACAGGCUCGUCAGGCACAGGCAGUGCUAUGGGAUCAGCUGGAGGAGGAUCCAAAGUGGGUGCACUUGGAGCAGUUGGGCAGCACCAAAGUUAUCCAGGAGCAUCUGGUGCAGCUGGGCACACUGGAGGGUUUUCUACACCGCCAUUCUCUUCCACUCCACCAUUAUCAACAGCCAUUAAUGGUCUCCCAGGGCACAGCAGCGCCACAAUGGCCCUCCCAAAUGGGACCUCCAACAGUGGCGGGAAUGGGGGCAGCAGUAGCAACUGGCCACCAGAGGGUAGUCAGCUGGCAGCUCCAGUGGCCAGCACUUCCCAAGAUGAUGAUCGUUUUGAGGCCAAGUGGGCGGCACUGGAGUCCAAGCCAGUGCCUCAGCAGCCUGGGAAUAAGGUACCAGCUGCAUCAGCCAACCCAUUCUCCAGCAAUUUGCAAAAGACUUUUGAGAUUGAGCUGUAAGCCAGACUCAUCCUCCCAAAGCUGUAGCGCUAGCUCUGGAGUUAAAGCCUGGGGAAGCCAGGUUCUAAUUCCAGCAUUGCUGGUAAAAAUAGGAUGCAGGUCCUUAAAAUUAGCAUCCAACCUGUGGCAGCCUAGAAACUUGCUCAAAACUCUCAUAGGGGUCAAUAGUGUAAUGACCUACAUUGCUUUCUUUGCAGUCCAAUGAGAGGCUGGGAGGAAGCUGGCAGAUUGCUGGGCUACCAUCGGAGGAUCAGGUUCAGAGUGCGCUAGAUUUGAUGGACUGAAUCUAUACACUUCACCCGCUAUUGCCUCUAUUCCUCGCUUUCACUUCUCCAUUCUGAUUUUAGAUCACCUGCUGCAAGUCCCUGGAUGUACUCUUUGUGCCCCUUUGUGAACACUGGGGGGAGACAGUUUUGUGGUUUCUUUCUUUAAAAGGGGAGUCCACUCAGAGGCAUUCCAAUCCUAUGAGAUCUUUACAGCGGUUUUAUUUCUAGUGGAGAAUCAAUUUGUUGACUGAUGACCAGAUCGAUGCUGAAUUUUACCAAGCACAGCAGAAGUAUGUAUACCUGAAAGGACUAGGCACUGAUGUAAGACCCCAUCCUACCAACCCAAAAGGGCUUACUGACCAAUAGUAGAGAUUUAUGGCCAAAAUUAUUUUAUUUAUUGUAUUUUAUUUUUUAUUUUAACAAUGUACUGUAUAUCUAUACUUAAAAAUCAAAAAUUUAAAGCAGUAUUUCAUAAGUUUGUUAUUUUUUAUUCCUUAUAUUUAUUGUUUUGAACCAUAAACAGGAGACAAACAGCAGGUAGCAGACUGGUAACAAGUGUGAUUGGGCAGCAGUAGUAGAUGUAUAAAGCACAGUGGGAAAUGCAGUCGUGCAACCGGUACCAAAUAGCUAGGGCUGACAGUACAGCUGCGUGUAAUGCGACAUGUGAAACGCUACGUGUAUAUAGCAGCAUGUCUCUUACAUUAGCCCUCACAUAUAUAUGCUCCAGUGCUGCUGAGGCCAGUUGAGUUAAUAUGGCUUCACCUUGGCUCUGUUGCCCUCUUCUGUUGCUGCCGUCAUGGGCAUGGGACAUGAGAAACUACUUCAGGAUACCCAGCAAACAGACAUUGUGGACAGUAUAGUCCUUUGGUCUCCAUUUUCUCCAGAUAGACCCAAGGAACUUGAAGCACUCAGUGGAAAUAAAAACACUAUAUACACUACAACACUGUGCAACUGGUUGGAAUUAUGAUGCACUACAUUAAUAAAUCUUUUAAUGUGUUCAAACACAGGGUAUAGUUUCAUCGUAUACAGUACGAUUGUGCAUUCACCUCUAUCUUUUAUAGUAGUACUGCACUAGUUCCAGAUGUUUGCAUUGAUGGUUUGGGCUGAAAGGAGGAGGAGGAGAUGGAAAAUAAAAUAUUUGAGAGAAAUAAAGAAUUUAUUUCUGAAGUAUAAAAGGACAUUUGCUUGAUAGAUCAAUAGAGAAAAGUAGGAAGGAGCACCUGUACGUGAGAUACUGGAGGAGAGAAUUGAGUUAUACCUUUAAAAAGUGAGAUGAAGGAAGUCUGAUGGGAGAAAAGUUAGAUGUAGUGUAAUGAAAGGGAGAUUAAAGUGAGAGACAGAUUGUGUGAAAAUAUAGAAAGCAAAGGCAUAAUCAUCCCACAGCCCACAAACAAAUCACUUACCUCGGUUCUUAAAACCUCACAAACAACACUUUUGUUCAUAUUUUUAAAAAAAUGCUGCUUAUUGUAUAAUUGCAGUCUCAUAAGCAAGAUUUUGCAACUCUCUAUAUAGUUACAACUCCAGUACCACUUACUGCAUUUUAACUUGACGUUUCUGGCAGGAGCCAUUAAAGUUUGGGUCUAUUUAAAAAUGGAUAAUAAAGCAGAAAUGUUCUCUCCACAGGCUCCUUCUGUAUGUUACUUCAACUGUCAUAUGACCAGAGAUCCUCCUCCUGAUAUGCUCCUUGGAAACUGAACUGUAUGGAUGUGGGCUGCCACUGAUUAGGUUUCCUGCCCUUUCACUCCUCACAGUUUAAUUAACUUACCAGAUUUCUUCCUGUGGCAGCAGUUCCCUCUGAUAGACUGCUAUUUCAGAGAACCUACAUUUUUUUGUGCCACCAGCCUUAAUUAUACUUUCUUGGUUCCUCCCAGUGAUUUGUCUUUUUUUUUCCAGUGAAUCAAAAUCUCUUCCCCACCAAACAAAACCAAACAGCUCUUUCUACAAGACACGACGGAUUCAUUAAAUUGAUGCUUUUAUUUAACUAAAAAUAUAUUUUAGCCCUCGACUCUUGUUUGCACGCCCUCCAAAAUAUAUAUGUAGGUUAAUUGUGUUCUGCAUUGAAGCAAACUAAAUGACCUCAUCAACUUGAUUGUAAAACCAUAGUUUAGUGAUGGUAACAAAGCAAGCCAGUGGAGUUUAUUUUUAAUCUUUAUUUACAGAA